AUGAAUUGCCCGUCCCGAACAGAGGAGCCAGAGGGAGAUGGCUUCAACCAGAACCCAAGCUCUUUAUCGGCGGAUUUGACAACUAGGGAGGAUCUCAAUGGAAUCGCAAAUGCUCGAGAGCUGAGGAGGAUAGCGAGUAACGAAUUCAUGAGUGGCGUUGAUCAUCUUCCGGACGAUGAUGGGAUCCGGGGCAAGGGACGGGAGACGGUGGCCACGAAGGGGGUGGGCCAGCAGAGCAACCCCAUGGGAAACGGUCCUGGAAUGGUCGCUCCUAGUGUUGCUGAUGGAGAUCCUGCUGGUGCUGGGAGAGGGGAUGUGAAUGGGACUGGGGCCGAUGCUUCUCUCCCAAUCAAAAUUUUCAUGAAAAUCCGAAAAGGGGUCACGACUUAUGGAAAGUUCGUUGGUCCUGGUUUCAUGAUUUCAGUGGCUUACAUCGAUCCUGGAAAUUACUCUACGGAUGUGGCUGCUGGUGCUACCUACCGGUUCAGGUUGCUCUUCAUCGUUCUGAUGUCAAACAUCUUUGCCAUCUUUCUCCAAAGCUUGUGCAUCAAGCUUGGAAGUGUCAGUGGACUAAAUUUGGCUGAGGCUUGCAGAGCAUUUCUUCCUCGAUGGAUGAAUUAUUACCUCUAUGUCAUGGCCGAAGGAGCAAUUAUUGCUACAGAUAUUGCCGAAGUUAUUGGUACAGCUAUUGCAAUCAACCUUCUGGUUCCCCAAAUUCCUCUGGUCGCUGGAUGUGCGCUCUCGAUUGUCGAUGUACUUCUCAUUCUGCUUUUCUACAAGCCAAAUGGAUCCAUGAAGGGGCUUCGAGCAUUUGAGAUGUUUGUUGUAGCCCUAGUUCUAGGUGUUGUGAUUUGUUUCUGCAUUCAACUUAGCCUCAUUAAAGAUACCCCUGUAGGCGACGUUUUCCGUGGAUAUCUUCCAAAUUCUGCGAUAAUUGAGUCCAAGGGUCUCUACCAAGCCUGCGGUAUUCUAGGCGCAACCGUAAUGCCUCAUAGUCUGUAUCUUGGCAGUGGUAUUGUACAGGCACGUCUACAGGAGUACGAUAUCGACAACGGCAUUGUUCCAGUAUCUAUUCGCUCAGACAGUGUUGAGAAAGUGCAAUAUUACCCUUCACUUCCUGCCAUCAACUUCUGUCUCAAGUACUCCGUUAUCGAAUUGGCUGUCUCUCUGUUCACGUUCGCUCUGUUUGUCAACAGUGCCAUCUUGAUCACCGCAGGAGCCUCACUUUACGGUUCCAAGGCCGAGGAUGCUGAUCUCUUCGGUAUUUACCAUUUACUUUCCGACAGUAUUGCCCCUGCAGCUGGAACAGUCUUCGCUCUAGCCCUACUUUUGUCCGGUAUCAGCGCUGGAAUUGUCUGUACAAUUGCCGGACAGAUGGUAUCUGAGGGAGCUCUGAAAUGGACGAUUGCGCCCUGGAUGCGGCGUCUCAUUACCAGAAGUAUCUCUAUCACACCAAGCAUCAUCAUUGCUGGGGCUGUGGGGAGAGAGGGUCUUUCUGCGGCUCUGAACGGCUCUCAGGUAGCACUGAGUGUCGUUCUUCCCUUUGUGUCCGCUCCGUUGAUCUACUUUACUUGCAGGAAUAAGUAUAUGACUGUACGGACCAAUAGCACUUCGGAGCACUUUGAUGACGAGGAAGUGGAUAUUCCGAGCACCAGACCGACAUCACCAUCACCUGGAACGAAGAUGCGGAACAAUUGGAUCACUGCUACGCUUGCAGUCAUCAUUUGGGGAAUAAUUACGGUGAUGAACGUUGCCAAUCUAGUGUUGUUGGGCAAAGGAGAUGGCGCGUAA
Cadophora gregata is the source of this 1791-nucleotide messenger RNA. RefSeq lists its product as uncharacterized. Lineage: Eukaryota; Fungi; Ascomycota; Leotiomycetes; Helotiales; Ploettnerulaceae. The record is from RefSeq and is a predicted model, not a curated record. Gene Ontology annotation, biological process: iron ion transport; intracellular manganese ion homeostasis. The transcript has 4 exons. Bases 1 to 1791 code for a protein of 596 amino acids. Gene Ontology annotation, cellular component: membrane. Gene Ontology annotation, molecular function: cadmium ion transmembrane transporter activity; manganese ion transmembrane transporter activity.